CUCUGUACUGCCACAGGACGAGGAACUUUGCAGCGGGACAGUAGCACAUCAGAGGACCCUACGCAAUAUCCUCAGGAAAAUCCAAGCCCCUCGGGACAAGAAAAUGAGUUCCACGCCCCAACAGCAAGAGCAGUUAUUCUUCCUUGAUAAUAUUCCAGUCAGUAUAUUGGUUGUAGAUGAAGAUGAGGAAGAUUGCCAGGCUUUGGGUCAAAGAUCAACAGGCAAGAAGACAAAUAAGCCAUUUGAGAAAGAUAGGAGUCCUCCAUUAGAGGAACACACAACGCUGAGGUCGCCAGGGGAAUCCAGGGGUGCAAGCUGGAAGACCAGUAAAGGGCAAUACGAAGGUGGCGCCCCCUGUAGGCAGGCUGCGGUCGGGAACACGGAGAACCCUGCUCAAGGUACUGAGAUGAACAGUACAGAGUGUCAGUUGACAGGCCGCAGAUCUUGCCCGGUCCGUGACUGUUCCUCCCGCAGAUCGGACUCUGUCCUCGUGAGGUGUGCGGGUAAGAACUCUGAAAGCUCCCUGCUUUGUGACCGUGUCACUCCUGUGGUCAGAGAGUUCAAGGGGAAUCAAUCAAGAUGCAAGUCUGAGUGGAGUGUAGGUGGUGUAGGCAGCAAGACGUAUAAAUACAGCUGCCUGCAAUGCCUUUAUGGCACCAACCGCUCUGACAGUCUGGCCUGUCACAUGAGGAUUCACACUGGUGAGAAGCCCUAUGAAUGUCCGGACUGUGGCUGUGCUUUUCGAAACCGCAGUAAACUGAAUCUUCACCGCCACCCCAAAACGUUGCAGUGUGACAUCUGCGAGUAUGCCACAAAUAGGCUAGACUACCUGAAGAUCCACAGGCGGAUUCACACAGAUGAGAGGCCCUAUGUUUGUCCCAAAUGUGGUCUGGCCUUCCGGACCUCCAGCCACCUGGCUCGGCACAAGCGAAUUCAUGGGGAUAAACUGGAUUGAUUUGGAGCUGACAUUUUAUACGUCUGUUCUUAUGCUAUAAAACCAUUCUGGGGGGGUUAAAGUCCUGCUUUUGGAUUCCCGAGGCCAUCUCCUUUAUCUCUUCUGAAAGUAAUGACUUAGAUUGCACGUCUUUUAAUAUUUUGAAGUGCAUUGCUUUUGUUGUGGUAUCCCUGAUGUGAAGGUCCUACUCGUCUUGUCUGUGAUGAAACAGAUUUUGAUUGCUUUGGAGAAUUUUCUGUUAUCCACUUUGUUACCACUAUGGCAGGAGAAAUACUUCGUAUUUUAAUAAUCUGCAGAGGAAUAUAAUGGUGAUUCACGCUUCUUAUUCAUUUCUAUAUUCUCUGAAACCAGUUCAGUUAUGUGUGGUGGCAGUUUGGGUAAAAACAUCGCUGGACGUCUGUAAUCUCUUUCCCGCAUGUAGGGUAUUUCUAACAGCAAGCUUGGUUUUCACUUAUAAAGCAAAUAAUAUCUGCAGCCGAAAAUGUUCAAGACAAAAUUCGAGUUCGGUGUCUGGCUGCAGAGUAAUUAUUGUCGUCUUUUGCAGGACAUGAGACCUGCUUGCUAAUCAGGGUUUGUUACAGCAGUCCCCACGGGUCGACAAAUAAAAUACUUGUAAAUAAA
This is a messenger RNA of Brienomyrus brachyistius, 1576 nucleotides long. RefSeq names its product zinc finger protein 708-like. Lineage: Eukaryota; Metazoa; Chordata; Actinopteri; Osteoglossiformes; Mormyridae. Bases 104 to 955 code for a protein of 283 amino acids. The transcript is spliced from 5 exons. The record is from RefSeq and is a predicted model, not a curated record.